CCGCCGUAUCCCCCGGCGCCGGUGGAGAGCGAGAAGGAAAGAGGAGGAGAGCUGUUCGUGCCUCCUCUGAAUUUCGCGAUGGUGGAUAACGGGAUUUUUCGUUCAGGUUUCCUGGAACCCGUCAAUUUCAGCUUCUUGCAAUCCCUUCGACUCCGAUCCAUCAUAUAUUUGUGCCCAGAGCCAUAUCCAGAGGUGAAUAACGAAUUUGCAAAGGCUAAUGGGAUUGAAAUGCUUCAGUUUGGGAUUGAAAGAUGCAAGGAGCCGUUUGUUAAUAUACCAGAUGAGGUGAUCCGUGAAGCGCUGACAGUUCUUCUAGAUACGAGGAACCACCCUGUUUUGAUUCAUUGCAAGAGCGGGAAGCAUCGGACAGGAUGUGUUGUGGGAUGUUUGAGGAAGAUUCAGAGAUGGUGUCUGUCUUCCAUUUUCGACGAGUACCAGAGAUUCGCCGCCUCGAAAGCCAGGAUAUCUGACCAGAGGUUCAUGGAACUCUUUGAUAUCUCGAGUCUAAGGCAUUCACCCAUGACAUUUUCAUGUUCCAAGAGGUAACCCCUACAAGGAGAACAUCCUUUUACUACUACUCAUCUAGCAACUUCAACACAAUAUCUUCUAUCUGGUUAUUACCUAAACUCAAACUAGUUCUUCUGAAUCUGAACUAUGAUUUUGUUCUGGACUUUCUGGCCCGAUUACAACGUUGGCUAUCCCUAUCCCUUAUCA
Tarenaya hassleriana is the source of this 714-nucleotide messenger RNA. Its product is annotated as probable tyrosine-protein phosphatase At1g05000. Gene Ontology annotation, molecular function: phosphatase activity. The transcript is spliced from 5 exons. Gene Ontology annotation, cellular component: cytoplasm. Gene Ontology annotation, biological process: protein dephosphorylation. The record is from RefSeq and is a predicted model, not a curated record. Lineage: Eukaryota; Viridiplantae; Streptophyta; Magnoliopsida; Brassicales; Cleomaceae. The coding region runs from base 79 to 546 and encodes 155 amino acids.